Messenger RNA from Scylla paramamosain (green mud crab), 2647 nucleotides. RefSeq names its product zinc finger protein OZF-like. Gene Ontology annotation, cellular component: nucleoplasm. The record is from RefSeq and is a predicted model, not a curated record. The coding region runs from base 379 to 1467 and encodes 362 amino acids. Gene Ontology annotation, molecular function: RNA polymerase II cis-regulatory region sequence-specific DNA binding; DNA-binding transcription repressor activity, RNA polymerase II-specific. Lineage: Eukaryota; Metazoa; Arthropoda; Malacostraca; Decapoda; Portunidae. Gene Ontology annotation, biological process: regulation of transcription by RNA polymerase II. The transcript has 2 exons.
AAGGGGCGUUGGUGGUGGUGGUGGUGAUACUGGGGAGGCAGGGAUUGGUGUUAACAUUGCUUUGGUGGGCACUGGCCAGUCUUGCCACACACUCUCCUAAUAGUGAUCAGUGCAUAUUCCUGGCGGUGGUGGUGGUGUGAUUACAUUGUUUUGGCAGGGGCGCUGGGGAAGGAGGGAUUGGUGUUACAUUGUUUUAGUCAGCACUGGCCAGUCUUGCCACACACUCUCCUAAUAGCGAUCAGUGUUUGCAUAUUCCCGGCAGCUUCUUCCUCCAUCAAGCAGCACCAGAGAGACACAGCUACUUAAGACCAGGCCAGAAUCCAGGCCACUGCCCUGCUUGGCACCAACCAUUCUGUCUGGCUUCCCUGAGGACAGACCAUGGUGUGUACUGUGAGUGGUGAUGGGGUGAAGGCUGUGAGGCUGGUCAGUAGCAUGAGUGGCCAACAGCAGCAGCAGCAGCAGCAGCAGUCUGCCUCAGGUGUGGGGAGGCACAGGCAUAGUGGCAAGAAUCACCAGGAGGCAGGCAGCUCCAGCCACAGAGGAGAGAACAAGUUUGAGUGCCAGCUGUGUGGUAGAACUUAUAAAGGUAGAAGUGGGCUUACUUACCACACCUUGACACACAGUAGUGUUAGGAAUUAUGAAUGUCUUGAAUGUGGAAAAAAAUUUACUCUCAAGUCUUCCCUCAACACACACACCUUAACACACAGUGGUGUUAGGAAUUAUGAGUGUUUAGAGUGUGGAAAGAAAUUUGUAUGCAAGUCUUCCCUCAAGACACACAUCCUGACACACAGUGGUGUUAGAAAUUAUGAAUGUCUUGAAUGUGGGAAGAAAUUUACCCAAAAGGGUAGCCUCAGUACACACAGUCUGACACACAGUGGUGUUAAAAAUUAUGAGUGUCUAGAAUGUGGGAAGAAAUUUACCCAAAAGGCUAACCUCACCAAACACACCCUGACACAUAGUGGUAUUAGAAAUUAUGAAUGCCUUGAAUGUGGGAAGAAAUUUACCCAAAAGGGUAACCUCACCAAACACACCCUGACACACAGUGGUGAUAGAAAUUAUGAGUGUUUUGAGUGUGGGAAGAAAUUUACCGCCAAAUCUUCCCUCACCACACACACCCUGAUACACAGUGGUGUUAGAAAUCAUGAAUGUCUUGGAUGUGGAAAGAAAUUUACCAGAAAGUCUGACCUCGACACACACACCCUGACACACAGUGGUGUUAAAAAUUAUGAGUGUCUUGAAUGUGGAAAGAAAUUUACCCUAAAGGGUAACUUCACCAAACACACCCUGAUACACAGUGGUGUUAGAAAUUAUGAGUGUGAAGAGUGUGGCAAAAGAUUUCCUACCAUUAGUAUCCUCAAUAGACAUGCCUUUAGACACACUGGCUUGAGGGAGUUCAAGUGUGAUGUUUGUGGGAAGUGUUUCAAGACAAAGCAAGAGAUUGCCAGGCACAUGAGGAUCCACUUUUGAGGUGGUUGUAGCUUUGCCUGUGUGAGUGUGUGCUGUGUUACAUCUGUGGUGGUGGAUGUGAUCAUGUAUUCUGUGAGGGAGUAAUGGCUUCCACAAUUACAAUCAAUCAUUUCUUCAGUCAUACAUACAUACAUACAUACAGCAAGAUUUUAUUUAUUUGUUUUUAUUUUUUUAUUUAUUUACUAUUUUUAUUUAUUUAUUUAUUUUAUUUAUUUAUUUUUUUAUUUAUUUAUUUAUUUAUUUAUUUAUUUAUUUUUAUUAUUUAUUUAUUUAUUUAUUUAUUUAUUUUUUUUUUGAGGAGGAACACCAGCCAAGGGCAACAAAAAUCUAAUAAAAGAAAAAGCCCACUGAGAUGCCACUCCCAGAAUAGGGUCCAAAGUAGUAGUCAAAAAUUGAAGGAUGUGUCUUGAAACUUACCUCUUGAAGAGUUCAAUCCAUAGGAAGGUGAAAAUACAGAGGCAGGCAGGGAGUUCCAGAGUUUACCAGAGAAAGGGAUGAAUGAUUGAAAAUACUGAUUAUCUCUUGCAUUAGAGAGGUGGACAGAAUAGGGGUAAGAGAAAGAAGAAAGUCUUGUGUGGCGAGGUAGCAAGAGGAGGGGAGGCAUGCAGUUAGCAAGAUCAGAAGAGCAGUUAACAUGAAAACAGCAGUAGAAGACAGCUAGAGAUGCAACAUUGCAGCAAUGAGAAAGAGACUGAAGACAGUCAGUUAGAGGAGAGGAGUUGAUGAGUUGAAAAGCUUUUGAUUCCAUCCUGUCUAAAAGAGCAGUAUGAGUGGAACCCCUAGACAUGUCCAUACAUGGAUGGGUAAGGCCCUUGUACAGCUGGGGUUUGGGGGGCGGGGGGGGACAGGCAGAGGCGACUCAGAACGCCAAACUUCAUAGAAGCUGUUUUAGCUAGAAGUAUACUUCAUGAGUGUGUGUAAACAGUGGCCCAGCGAGCUUUUUAAUGAUUGCUACUGUACUGUACCAGUUUUUAUUUUUUAUUUAUUAAUUUUAUUUUUUAUUUUAUUUUAUUUAUUUAUUUAUUUUUUUUUUAUCUAUGAUCCUUCUGAUGUUUUAUAAGCUCUGUAUUUAUUACUUCCAGGUACAUGCCUAAAAAGAAUCUGAAUGUUAUGGGUGGUCUUAAAAUAUUUCAUUUUAUUUUUUUAAGGGGAACAUCUCAGCCAUAUAUAUAUAUAUAUA